Molecule: messenger RNA, 954 nt
Organism: Dichotomopilus funicola
Lineage: Eukaryota; Fungi; Ascomycota; Sordariomycetes; Sordariales; Chaetomiaceae
Product: HSCB C-terminal oligomerization domain-containing protein
Exons: 1
Coding region: 1-954 (317 amino acids)
Biological process (GO): protein complex oligomerization; [2Fe-2S] cluster assembly
Cellular component (GO): mitochondrion
Molecular function (GO): protein-folding chaperone binding; ATPase activator activity
Source: RefSeq, a predicted model, not a curated record
AUGCGCUCCUUCUCAAGCCUCGCUCCCGGGCGCGCAGCCGCUCACCAGAUAUGCGCGGCUUGCCGGCGAGAGGCUCAACCGACGUUAGCUGUUCGGGGUACCUCUUUCGCAACAGCAUCUCGCGUCACGAUACCUUCUCGACGCGCCCUCCAAACUGCCACAAUAUCUCGCCCGCAGACGUCGAUAACAGCCGCGCGCCGGUCAUUAUAUAGCCAGAGGAGGCCCAACUCCACAACAACAACCACUUCCACUACUACUACCGAUGAUUCGUCUUCCUCCUCCUCGACACCUUCCGAGAUCCCGGCGUACUACGCCCUCUUCCCCCAGACCUUACCCGACGGCCCGCCCCCAGCGGGCAAGUUCGCCAUCGACCUGCGCGCACUCCGCGCCGAGUUCCUCCGCCUGCAAGCCGCGUCGCAUCCAGACUUUCACCACCACGCUGCGCAGCCCGGGACGUCCGACGCCAACAACAACACAGCGACUGACGACACACCGGAUACCAACGCGAGCACAAGUACAAACAACAGCAAAAACAAAAACCACUCCCCCGCCCGCAUCCGCGCCGAAGCCACCUCGGCACUAAUUAACACCGCCUAUAAAACCCUCUCCUCCCCCCUCCUGCGGGCGCAAUACCUCCUCCACGAGCUCCACCACAUCGACCUCGAAGGCGACGAAGCCAACCAGCACGGCGGGGCCCCCGACCCCGAACUGUUGAUGACCGUGCUCGAGGCAAGGGAGGUCAUGGAGGAGGCGCAGACUGAGGCGGAUUUGGAAGGGGUACGGGUGGAGAAUGAGGGGAGGAUUGAGGCUUGUGAGGAGGGGUUGGGGAGAGCGUUGGAAGAGGGGGAUGUGCAGGGGGCCAGGGCGGAGGCGGUGAGGUUGAGGUAUUGGGUUAAUAUUAGGGAGGGGGUGAGGGGGUGGGAGAGGGGGAAGGAGGUUGUUUUGCAGCAUUAG